AUGUCUUUAGAAAAAGCCAAGCAAGUGGCUGCAUACCGGGCAGUGGAUGAAUUUGUAAAAGGUCACUGUGUUUUUGGAGUUGGAAGCGGUUCAACUGUUGUAUACGCGGUACAACGACUAGCUGAGAGAGUAGAAACAGAAAACUUGAAGGUAAUCUGUAUACCAACCUCUUUCCAAGCAAAACAAUUGAUUAUAAAAUAUAAUUUAACUCUUGGAGAGUUGGAAACUCACCCAAACAUAGAUGUAACAAUAGAUGGGGCGGAUGAAGUAGAUUCCAAUAUGACAUUGAUAAAAGGUGGAGGAGGGUGCUUACUACAAGAAAAAAUUGUUGCAUCCUGCUCAAAGAAAAUGAUAGUAAUAGCAGACUACACUAAAGAUUCUAAAAAACUUGGUGAUAGGUAUAAAAAAGGAAUUCCUAUUGAAGUUAUUCCUAUGGCUUAUGUUCCUAUUAAAAAUAAGGUUGUGGCUAUGUUUGGUGGUGAGAUAAAGCUACGCAGUGCAAUAGCUAAAGCAGGGCCUGUUGUUACGGACAAUGGCAAUUUCAUCUUAGAUUGGAUGUUUACAAAUCAAGAUUUAGAUUGGGAAAAAACAAGCAACAUCAUAAAGUUGAUGCCUGGUGUUGUUGAAAUUGGUUUAUUUGUUAAGAUGUGUGAAAAAGCAUAUUUUGGCCAAGCAGAAGGCACUGUUAUAGAAAGAUCUGUUUAG
Pieris macdunnoughi is the source of this 705-nucleotide messenger RNA. The record is from the annotation of a GenBank genome assembly. Lineage: Eukaryota; Metazoa; Arthropoda; Insecta; Lepidoptera; Pieridae.